This is a messenger RNA of Heterostelium album PN500, 1875 nucleotides long. RefSeq names its product RCC1 domain-containing protein. NCBI's taxonomy places the organism in Eukaryota, Evosea, Eumycetozoa, Acytosteliales, Acytosteliaceae. The record is from RefSeq and is a predicted model, not a curated record. The transcript has 2 exons. The coding region runs from base 1 to 1875 and encodes 624 amino acids.
AUGAUAUCUGGAGUUACACAGUGGUUAACAUGUGGUGGAAAGAGUGUUGAUAAAUGGUUUUUUGGUGAGGGCGAAGACGAGAGUGAUUCCAGUGAUAGUAAUGAAUCUCUUGGAAGUUCAGAGCGUUCAGAUGACUUUGACGAAACUUCUGAAGAUGAUUCCGAUGGAAGUGAUACAUUAAGAAAGUCAAAGAAGAAGAGAUCUCAAGAAGAUCAGAAACAAUAUGAUAAAUACAAUAAUCCACAAUACUUUGGUCAACUCUAUAGUUGGGGUUAUAAUUUCUAUGGUCAAUGUGCAUUAGAUAAUAAUCAUAAUCAUAAUAAUAAUAAUAAUAACAAACAAACAGUUGAUGAAGAUGACGAUGAUAGUAAUUUUAAUAUUAUAAAACUACCAACUCUAAUAAAACAAGGUUUAAUUGUAUCGAUGAUUGCGUGUGGUGAUAGCCAUGCGCUUGCAGUGCUACCAAACGAUGCUACAGUGCUGUCGUGGGGUUGCAAUCGUUGGGGUCAGCUUGGUCUUGGUGACCAGGUCAAUCGUUGUCAUCCUACACCGAUAUCGGGACUAUCGCAGUCGAUUCCGGUGUUUGUAGCGGCUGGUUCACAGCAUUCUUUUGUACUUUCAAAGUUUGGCGAGUUGUUUUCGUUUGGGUGUGGAACGUUCGGUCGUCUCGGUCAUGGUAAUGAACUGCCGUCAUUCAAUCCACGUCCGAUUUCAACGCUGGUUGGCAAGCAUAUUGUGAGUGUCGCCGCCGGACUGAUGCACUCGGCAGCGGUCGACAGUCAGGGUGCUCUCUACACAUGGGGAUGGAAUCGCUAUGGACAACUCGGACUUGGCACAGUCAAGAAACACACGCUUCCCAACAAGAAUAAAGAGUUGGAGCGUUUCAACAUCGUAAAAGUGGUUUGUGGAAAGAAUCAUACAUUGGUGCUCGACGUCAAUGGUCAUGUAUAUAGUUUUGGUUUUAACGUGUGUGGACAACUCGGUAUUGGAAGUUACACAGAUUCGAUCAAACCAAACAGAAUAGAUUUGGAUUUGAAACAAAACGAUGAAAUUAUAGAUAUUGCUGCUGGAUACUAUCAUGUAUUAUUAUUAACAAAAAAAGGAUGUGUUUAUUCAUUUGGAUAUAUAAGUGAUGGUGCUCUUGGACUUGGUGAUGUAGUUGGACAUCAAAGUAGGCCAAAGUUAAUGCCUUUCUCACAUUUCAAUCAUGAAUUCAAUGAUUCGAUCGAUUCCUACAAAGAGAUUUAUGGAGAGUAUAACAGUGAUAGUGAAAACGAUAUCAAUAAUAACAAUGCUAAACUGCCACCCAAAGUGGUUGAACUACAUAAUGAGAUUGGCGAUGUGGCCGUAAAGAUUGCUGCCGGCGGUUGGCACAGCGCAAUCAUUACAAGUUCAGGUCGAUUGUAUACUUUUGGAUUGGGUGAUAACUUUAGACUGGGAAAUAACUGUCAAGAAGAUCAAGAUAUGCCGUGCAUAGUCAAUAAGGAAAUAUGGGGUGUCACCAAAGAAACUACCGAUCUCAACAUACUACAGAAUGAUUUAGACUCGAUGUCACUACUGGAGAAACGAAAGAAUCGAUCAAAGAGUCCGAAUUCAAUGACAGGUGUAACAACCAACCGAAACAAUUUAAACAGCAAUGGAUUACCACCAAGAGAGAACAUAGAAGAACCAACAGAAUCUGAAAACUCAACGACAAACCAACCAACAACGACAACAACACUCAACAAUUCAAAUAAUCAUAAUUUAAGCCCACCAACUUCACCAGAAAGCAAUCAUUCAAUCAAAACUGUCAAUGUACAUACAAAAGUAGUUAAUGUUGUAAUCGGAUCUGCAUUUACACUGGCAGUCGUUAAUUCAACGGUAACGAAGACUUAG